CGUAUGACUAGUGCUACGAACUGAAGACCGUUAACGGCGGUGGAUUCAACAGAAUUGAAAAUAAUAUACUUUAAUCCGUGUUAUAAACAAAGAACACAUCCAUUUUAUGCAUAGUAAGUUAAGAAAACUUUAGUUACUUGAAAUAUGUCAGGCGACGAUCCAACAUUAGAACGCCAUUUCCGAGGGCAUCGAGACACUGUAACAGCCCUUGCAUUCAAUCCAGCUAUGAAACAACUGGCCUCUAGUAGCCUUGAUUCAAGCAUCAUGGUAUGGAAUCUUCGGCAGACAAUAAGGGCAUUUAGGUUCAAGGCUCACAAGGAUGGGGUGAUGGAUAUAUGUUUCUCUCCAUCUGGACAUUUAGUAGCAUCUGUAUCACGGGACCGAAGUGUUCGUCUCUGGGUCCCAUCAAUUCAAGGGGAGACUGGAGAAUUUCGUGCGCACACAGGCACAGUUCGAUCCAUUCAUUUCUCACCAGAUGGGCAACGAUUGGUGACAGCCUCAGAUGAUAAAAGUGUUAAGAUAUGGGGUGUUGCCAGAAGGAAGUUCAUCUCAUCUCUUCAGGGGCAUAACAACUGGGUUCGUUGUGCUCGGUUUGCUCCAGAUGGACAACUCAUUGCUACUUGUUCGGAUGAUAAAACAGUUCGCUUGUAUGACCCCAACAGCUCCCUGUGUGUACAUACAUUUCAAGAACUAAAAGGAAAUGCUGUGAAUGUAGAAUUUCAUCCCAGUGGAACGUGUAUUGGAACAGCAAUGACAAACAAUGUUGUGAAAGUGUACGACAUCCGUAUGCACAAACUGUUGCAAUAUUACCGCAACCAUGAUGGUGCUGUCAACAAAAUAGCAUUCCAUCCCUGUGGAAAUUAUUUGCUUACAGCAUCCAAUGAUUCCACCAUGAAGGUAAUGGACCUUUUGGAGGGCCGUCCAAUUUAUACACUGCAAGGCCAUGAGGGACCCAUAACAUCUGUGACAUUUUCAGCAAAUGGACAAUAUUUUGCAUCUGGUGGGGUUGAUCAGCAGAUAUUAGUAUGGAAGACAAAUUUUGAUAAUAAGAAUCUGCUGCGAGAAUUUCCACAACAACCACAUCAGACCCAUUUGAAAGAAUCGAAAAGUGAAUUGAGCUCUCCAACCACACUUCAAGUAGAUGCUAGAAAUGUUGUCAUGGAUGAGAACCAGUCUGAUGAUAUACAUGUAACAACAGUUGAAUCAUCUCGUUUGGAAAGAACUGUUCCUGACCAGUCUUCUCAUUGCAGUACACCUGAAGUAAUAGACCUUGUUAGUGAGGAGAAUUACAACUACAAUGAUUCUGGUGAAAGUCCAUUGGAGGCAUCUGCUGGAACAAGCAGAGUCCCAAGAGGCCAAUAUAAACAACAGCCAGUUCCUGCCUCUUCACAUGACAUCAACAUUUCAUCAUCUCCUGAGACCAAUGAUGAUCGUACAAAGCAUGUGUUGGCAGCAGUGGAAAAUCUCUGUGGUCAGGUUGAAAUGUUGAGAAAAUCUAUGGUUCUCAUGGAAGAGAGACUGACACUAAUUGAGGAUAAGACAAAAGAUAUAGUCUCUAAACAUUAGUGGCACAUCUAUGUCUCAUUGAACUGAGGUUCAUGCAAGUCAUUGUCAUUUAAUACUGCCCUAAAACAUGUCUGUGUAAUAAUUUUUAGACUUUUAAAAAUAUGAUAUGCAGAUAACUGACAUCUCAGCUAAAAAAUAACUUUGCAAACAAUAAUUCUUGUUAUAAGACAGGAAUUUUUUUAAAUAUUAGGUCUUGCUAGUUUUAUCUUUUGUGUAUCUGUAAGUUAUCUCUGAAGUUUUAAAAGCAUAUAAUUUUUAAAUGCCUCUACUUGUGUUGUAACUGGCUGAACAUUUGCUUUACUCGUUUUUUUUUUUCAUAGUCAGACGAAGCCAUAUGGUAAAAUUAAAUCUGGAAUUACUCUUUACAGCAUAAUUAACAAGGUGUUGGUGUUUUUUCUCCCUUCAGAAUUAGUUUGUCUUUCAUGUGGUGAUGUGUGUAAAUGGCAUUUCUGAGUAAACACAUAAAUAAAUAAAUAAUUGAUUCAUUGAAUUGUACUGAAUAAAUUCUUUAAUUCAUUUGUAUGAAUUCAUGAUAGAGAAAAAGAAAGGAAAAUAUACAGUGCUCUGCAAAAUAAUUCUUUCAGAUUUAGUUACGGAACCAUAGAUAUUUACUACCAGACAUUUCUUUUGGAGUUUGUUAUGAUGAAAAUAAUAAUAUACAAUGCCAUUAAAGAUGUGAAACAAUAAACAUAACAUUAAAAUGAGGAAGGAGAGAG
This is a messenger RNA of Cryptotermes secundus, 2282 nucleotides long. RefSeq names its product POC1 centriolar protein homolog A (gene Poc1). The transcript has 7 exons. Gene Ontology annotation, biological process: cilium assembly. Lineage: Eukaryota; Metazoa; Arthropoda; Insecta; Blattodea; Kalotermitidae. Bases 145 to 1566 code for a protein of 473 amino acids. The record is from RefSeq and is a predicted model, not a curated record. Gene Ontology annotation, molecular function: protein binding. Gene Ontology annotation, cellular component: centriole; ciliary basal body.